This is a messenger RNA of Acanthoscelides obtectus, 6425 nucleotides long. Lineage: Eukaryota; Metazoa; Arthropoda; Insecta; Coleoptera; Chrysomelidae. The record is from the annotation of a GenBank genome assembly.
CCCAAAUUGAAUUCAAAACGUGAACGCGAAAGUCGUGGGGGAAGGAAAACAACAGUAACCGCGCUACGACCGUGCCGGUCUGCUCCUACUAAUAGUGUAAGACCUAAAGAUAAACUGACAAACGACCAAAAGACGGCCUCUACCGGUGAAUGAAAAUGAAAUGCCACUUCGACAGAAACAUGUGCUGGUUGCAGCUCGGUAUCGUUAGUCCUUAGUGCGGAGGGGCGUUAGUACGAGACAUGUGGCCUAAAUACGAAACUAGGUUAUAGCCGAAUGUGCGCGGGUGACUAUUGUGUGAACUUUACUUUUACGGUGUGAUUAUGAUUUGUUAAUUUUCCACUAGCGUAAAUCUAUUAAAAGUGUGUGAUUCUCCAAUCAAAAUGGCGAAGAAAACUCCAGAAAAAGCUGACUACCUGGACAUUUCCGGGGAUGCCAUCGCAGACGGUAAGGCUGACUCAUCCUCGGGAGUCAAAAUGAAGAAAGAGCUGUCGAUGAUGGAUGGAGUCGCGAUUAUAGUAGGUGUAAUCAUAGGAUCUGGGAUUUUCGUCAGCCCUAAAGGGGUUCUGAUGUUCUCUGGAUCUGUGGGACAGGCGAUCAUUGUGUGGAUCAUGUCAGGGGUACUGUCUAUGAUCGGAGCAUUGUGCUAUGCAGAGUUAGGCACGAUGAUUCCCAAAUCAGGAGGCGACUACGCUUACAUAAUGGAAGCGUUCGGACCACUACCAGCCUUUCUCUAUCUUUGGAUCGCCUUGUUCAUCCUAGUUCCAACUGGAAACGCAAUCACAGCCAUCACGUUCGCCCAGUAUAUACUUCAGCCUGUUUGGGGCGACUGUCCAGCACCAUACGAGGCUGUUAGGUUGCUUGCUGCUGCUACCACCUGCAUUCUCACGGUCAUAAAUUGCUACAACGUAAAAUGGGUAACAAGAGUCCAGGAUAUCUUCACAGCAACAAAAAUAUUCGCACUUUUAAUCAUCGUAGCAGCUGGAGUGUACUACCUUUGUACGGGCCACGUGGAAAACUUCAAGAAUCCUAUGGAAGGGACUAGGUGGCAACCUGGAUAUAUAGCUCUUGCUUUCUACUCUGGCUUGUUCUCGUACUCUGGAUGGAAUUAUUUGAAUUAUGUUACAGAAGAGCUGAAGGAUCCUUAUAGAAAUCUACCUCGUGCCAUCUGCAUCUCCAUGCCAGUAGUGACCUUGGUCUACGUUAUCACGAAUAUAGCCUACUUCGUGGUUCUGAGUCAAGAAGACAUUCUUUCAUCAGAAGCCGUAGCUGUGACCUUUAGCCGAAAAAUGCUGGGUGCCUUUUCGUUUGUAAUGCCCAUAUUCGUCGCUUGUUCAACGUUUGGGUCAUUGAACGGUGCCAUUUUUGCAUCUUCCAGACUGUUUUUUGUAGGAGCUAGGGCUGGACAUCUGCCCUUGGCCAUUUGCCUUAUCGAUAUUAAAAGACUGACUCCUGUGCCUUCAUUGGUUUUUAUGUGUAUUAUAACGCUCGCUUUAGUGGUGAUAGAAGAUGUCUACGUCUUGAUCAACUAUGUAUCGUUCGUGGAGGCUCUUUUCAUCACAUUAAGUGUAACAGGUCUACUCUACAUGCGCAGAACACGGCCUAAUGCCGUACGACCGAUAAAGGUAAACUUGGCGUUACCAAUAAUCUUCCUUCUGAUCUGCACCUUCCUGGUAACAUUUCCUUGCUACGUCAGCCCAGUAGAAGUAACAGUAGGGCUGGUCUUCAUAUCCUGUGGCAUUCCAGUCUACUACCUGACAAUCGGCUGGACGAACAAGCCAAGAUGGUUACAAAGAAUGUUCAAUAAUUUCAACAGUUGUUGUGCCAAGCUGUUCCUUUGUGUACCUGCUGAAGAUGAUAGAGACUUGUGACUUGAUAUUGUGUUGUGAUUGCUUCCAUUUGGCGGACCGUGAUUGGUAGAUGUUAAUUCAUCUUCUAUUCUAUUCACCUGAAUACAAGGAUCGACGAGGCCAUGCCCCCCCCUAGGCGGACCAGUGGUUCAGAGGGCACCAUUUGCGCGAAAAAAGUAUGAAGAUUUCUUAUUAUGUUACUGGUUGACCGAUUUUUAUGAGCCAUACCUCAUUAGAAAGCUAAAGAAAUUCUCUUUAAAAAAUUGCAUCAAAAAUUGACAAGUGUCAAAAAUUGAAGAUGGUGGUACUAUACCUUAACGGUCUUUACAAAAUGUUAGCAUAAUUAUAUUCCUGAGUUCAGAACAAGCCGAUUUGAAGUAACUUACCUUUGUCCAAAAUUGCUCUGAUUCCGAGAUACAGGAUGGUAAAGUUAGAAAAUAAAAGUCCUUUUAAUUCAUGGAAAUUUCUUAACGUAGAUAUUACUUCAGAAAUUGGUAUCCGGGGGUGUUUUGGGAUGCGAAACCCGAAUAUGGACAUCGUGGCCGCUAGAGGGCGCUUCACACUGCACUUCAGAUCGUUUUAAAUGGCCAUCACUUUUUUCUCAGUGAGGUUUUUUACUAAAAAAAAACAAUUUCCUGGAUAGUUUUAAGCAAAAAAGGCAUUCUCGCUAAAAUAGGGUAUGGUGAGCAGUUUUUGGGAAAUUGUCAAAUUGUCAGGUUGUGGGGACACUAAAACAAAAAUGCUCAGAAGUUUACAAAAACUGAAUAUGUGAUAAUGAACAGUUUUAUCCUAUAAUGAGAAUGUGAAUCAAAUUUAGUAAAAAUAGCUGUAGUCUCAAAGAACUUAUGACGAAGAAAUGAUAUUUUUUUUAAACACUCAAGACCCUGUAUCUCGAGAAUUUAAUCAUUUUUCGCUGCAUCUUUAUAGAAAAAACAAUGUUUAAUUUUAAUUUGACCUAACUCUUUUGACAGCGAACUUCUAGGACCUAAUAUGAAUAAAAUUAAUAUAUUAAAAAAAUCAUUACCAGAUGAGGUUUAAAUACAAUAUAAUUUUUGCAGAAAGUCUAAGAUUAGUUUUUACAAAUCAAAACCCAAUCUAUUAAAAGUGAAAAUAAACAGCAAAUAAACGUUUAAGGUGUAAUUAAAUAAAUAAAAAUGUCGCUUGUUGAAUGGCUAGAAACUAAUGAACGAAUCCCCAAUUGUUUACCCCUGUUACCAAGGCUCUGAAAAUUCUUCACUGGUCUUCCAAAAGUUCUUGUUGAUUCUUGCUCUGCAGUAACAGUGCGGUUUUCUUGGAAGGCGGAAAUUCUUAGUUCAACCAAUCCUCAUUUUUCUUUAUCAAAAACUUCUAUGACAGGGUUUCCAUCUAAUUUCGACAUUUUUUAUAAAAUUCGUCAUAUAUGUGUGUCCAAUGUUUGUGGUGUAAAAAUAUAACUUGAGCGUUUUUGACAGUUGAACUCUGCUUUUAUUUCUGUUCAAAUAUACUCGUUCAAUAAGUUUAUAUUUUUCAUUUUGGUUGGUUUCUGUCGCGCACUAAACUCAAAAAAGUUAUCUACAAAAGUUGCCAAUAUUUCAGUCGCACAUUUUGAACUUGUUUUUAAAACAUGGAAAUACCUGCACGUUUUUAUCGGAACAUAUUAGUGUCAAACUUGCACGGAUUUACUAAAAAAUAUGCGACAACAGUGCAAAGCAACUGUCAACAUUCCUUUCAAAUUCAGUUGUUUUUCCAAACGUCAAAUAUUAUUGAACUUAAUAGGUCAGAGCCUUCUGUGAUUACAGUUACGUCAUAGGGCACGCCUAAAUUUCAACAAAGUUUAGGAUGAAAAUUGAUAAAAAAUUGAAGUUAAAUAAAUGAGAGAUGAAAUAAUGAAAGAAAAAAGGAAAUGUUCCAAAUAGGUAAUUUUGGGUUUAAUAAUAUAUUUUAGCAAAAAAAGUAAAGAGAAAUAUAAUAUUUAUACUUGGUUACUAUUUUCGCGGGAAUGGUGCCCUCUGAAGCACUGAUCGCCACUACGUACUGGCAUCUUUAAAAGGGAAAUGGAGUAUAUGACGAUGGAAAUUGUAUGUGGAAAAAAAGUGUUCCGCCAAUCAGCUACUGUUCACAAGAGGUAUGUCUUCCGAAUGCGACCGUUGUUGUAUUUGUGAUGUUUGAUAUUCAAACGUCAUUUAUCAAGUUUGUGCGUUUAUUUGUACGUAGAAUUUGUACAAGAAUAGUGACACUAUUCAAAAAAAGCUUUUUUUUCAGGAGAGACAUUUUCUAUAGUUUUUGAAGAACAAUUUUGGAUAAUUGAAGAUAAAGUUAAUAAAUGGGAUUUUGAAAAAUUAUUAUUGAACUUUCAGAUUAAUUGAAUUAUAGAUCAGUAUGUUUUCAAAAAUAUCCCAUUUUGUUACUUUCUUUGCAACUUUACAGGAAUGUGACUUCAUUCCUAAGAAAAAUAAUACAUUUCUAAAAAAUAUAUGACAAACAAUUCGUGGUUACAGAACAAAGAGGGGAAAGUUUAUUUUAGUAUUACUACCAAUGAUACACAACUAACAACAUUUUAAAGGCUACGAGGUACUAAAUAAAUCGAAGGUAAGUACAGAAAGAAAAUAAGUACAAUACAAAAAUUGGUUACAAAUUAUUGUAAAAUUCCUCAUAGUAUGAGCGUAUUAUAUUCUUUUUACUAAAUUAAGUAAGACGCUUUUCUUUUUCCCGGAAAUGGGAAUCUUACGUUUGUAUGCUUUAUUCAGAGUAACUGUAGGGCCUCUUUUUAUUGCUUCGUUUUUCUUAGAUCUUCUAUAAGAUUUUUUAUCUACCUCAAUUUUACGAAAGUCAGUCUCACUGUAGGAGUUUUUGUAGAAAAUGUUCCAGAAUGUUGAGAUUCCACCCUUAUUAUUUUAACAUCGGAUAGUUUGAAUGACUCACUUUCCGAAUUUUUAUGUUGUAGGAAUAUAGUGAGAAUGCACUGUAUGUCACUAUUCUGGAUUAACACGAUCGGUUAUUAGCUCUAAUAUGACGUUAUUCUUGAGAAAAAUAUAGGUAUACGCUUUGAAAGUCAAGCCGCAACUGCAAUAAUGAUAUUAUUCAUGACAGAACCCCAAAACAUUCAAUAUUAACGACACUAGCGCCAUCUCUGGCGAAAACAUCGAAACAAUUGCAAAUGUCUUUAUUCCUGAUAAAAUAGUCAACAUUUCUGCAGUUUUCAUUGAUUUUUCUCGUUUUUUGGAUAGUGCCACUAUAUCGAAGACAUUUAGACAAUAAGAUUGUUCUUAGGAGUGAUAAAAGACAGGGUUGCUACUUUUUUAUUGUUUGAUGGUAUUUGUUUUUGAGAUUGUUGAUAUUGAUGGAAUAAUGUACUUAAAGCUUUUCGUACACUUCACACUUGACGUUAUAAUAAUUACAUUUCAUUCAUUCACAGAUAACGCUUCUUCUAUACGAAUUUGAAAUAAAAUGAUGAUGACGUUUAAACGUAUUGCAUUUAUGAGUCUGCAUUUUUAGUGUACAAAAAAAUUAACAAACAAUGAAGAUUGAGUGUAAUUUGGUAAAAUCGCAGCCAUGUUCAUAGCCAUUAUACAGGAUGUUCGGAAAAUAGACGGAGAUAUUUUAGAGGAUGAUUCCUUGUUAAAGAAUACAUAUAAAAAAAGUUUACAUAAACAUGGGUCCGAAAAUGUGUUCAAAAUGCAGGGUGAUGAGUUUUUUGCAUUUUUUAAUGAUAUCCUGAAAUAUAUUUACUCCAUUCUGUUGGAAUUUGUUGUAUUUAGAGGCUAAUUUAGCUCUAUAUAGAUUAAAAUUGUUGGGUCCAGUGGCGUCCCGGGGGUACCGCAGCGCAUAUUAUUGGCAAACAAAUGUACGCAACAUUUUUUAUAACUUUUUUGAUUAAGCAUCUGAAAAUACUACUUCUUUGCCUCUCGUAUUUUUUCGUACCUCACUUCGUUUUCGAGAAAAAAAAUAAAAACCGUUCUAUUGCAUUUAUUUUUAUAUUAAUUUUUGCACAAAAAAUCAUUUCUGCAUACAGGUUUGGCAUAUGCGAGUCAGUUCCUCUAGAAAAGAAUUACUCGCGUAAUUUUAUUUGCUAAAUUUCUAUAAAAAUUAUUUUUUUUUCAACUUAUCACCUGUAUCUCGAAAACGCAUUUCCGGACCCAUCUUUAUACAAUUUUUUUUUAUAUUCUAACAAGGAACCACCCUCUAAAAUAUUUCCGUCUAUUUUUCGAACACUAUAUUUUCUGUUUGCUUAUUAAUUUUACUCUUUAGUUUUUAGUGUAUUACUACAGUGUUGAAAUGUGUUCCAAAUUUUAAACAACUAAUAUAAAUGAUACACAGUGAUGAAUGAUCAUAUAGGCUCAUACAGUUGGUUACAGCGGCGUCUAUGAGACACUUACCUUUUCCAAAUAGAUUUCUAAUUAUUGUGGAGAAAAGAAACAUAGCUAUGAAAAGUUCUCAUAGAUGGCGCCACGGCAACUCAUUUCAUCUCGAAUAGUUUUUUGAACGCCGGUCAGUAGAUGUCUUAUGGGGAUUCGGUCUCAAAACUUCCAAAAUCCGCCACCAGAGGCGCUGGCGUCGCGCGCCAUUGACAGGUUGUUGGACGGAAUCUGUAUUCAUGAG